Messenger RNA from Ostrea edulis (European flat oyster), 1389 nucleotides. Its product is annotated as EP300-interacting inhibitor of differentiation 3-like. Gene Ontology annotation, biological process: DNA repair. Lineage: Eukaryota; Metazoa; Mollusca; Bivalvia; Ostreida; Ostreidae. Gene Ontology annotation, cellular component: Smc5-Smc6 complex; nucleus. The record is from RefSeq and is a predicted model, not a curated record.
AUGAAAACGACCGAGGCAUACCGAUUGAAACGGAAUUAAGAAAAAUGGCGGGUGUUAAGAAGAAAACCAACACUAACAGUGCAAGAUCUUCACAUGGAGCAGAUUCAGAUUCAGACGAGACUGAUGUCUCAGCUUCUGGUGCAGAUUUUCUACAGAAUCAAAACAAAGAGGAGAGACUUCAAGUCAGACAGGGGUAUCGGGAGCUUAUGGAAAGGCUCGUCGAUCAGAAGCAGGACAUGAUUAACCCAGAGUCCUCAGACUUAACUGAAGCUCUGCAGAAAGCAAAUGACCUAAAUAAAAAUGUACGGAUGCCAAGAGAAGGUGCAUUAGAUUCUGCAGUAAUUCUUAUGAUUUCCAACUGUGGUAGGAUGAAAGCUGGCAAUUAAAAGACUGAUUUCAUUAAGUUUGAACCCAUUGUUGCGGAAAAAUUGAUAUCUUUCAUUAGCGAAGAACAACCUCGACAGGCACGGGAUGUCGCCAUCUCCAGACAGGGUUGGAUCAAUCUAGGAAUGGCUUCACAGAAAUUUUUCUUGAAAUCUCCAGCUUUUCAUUUCAUGGCUGGAUCUUUUGAGAAAGGGGAGCCUGUGAAAAAGAGUAGACGUGCCCCUGAUGCCAAGAAAACUGAAAAAGAGGCUCUGAGUGACAAAGCUACAGUUCCUAAACAGAUGAAGUCGUUCGAUGACACAGAGAAAAAUGAAGCUACGACUGCUGAAGUGGAGAAGUUAUUGGAUUUACUAUGGAAGCUGUACAAGGAGACAGACAGUAAGAAACCCUAUUGCUACUUUGAGUUUGUCCUGCCUGAGUCUUUCAGUCAAACUGUGGAGAACAUUUUCUACACGUCCUUUCUUAUUAGGGAUGGACUUGCACAGAUCUUGUUGGAUGAUGAAAAAUUACCAUUAAUUGAGCCCAUAAAAAAUCCUGAACAAGAGAAAGUUAGAAAGAAUAAGCCACACAAACAGGCUGUGGUCAGCAUUUCUCCUAUGGAGUGGAAGGAAUUGGUACAGGUGUACAACAUCAAUGAUCCAUUAAUUCCCACACGAGAGUCAUUGAAUUCAGGCAUCAGUGGCAAGAAGAAGAAGAUGAAAUAGUGUCCAAAGUCUGAUUACAAAGACUACAGAACACAAGCAUCAAUAUUGAGGAAGGCACACUGGCCAGGGACCUCGAGUGUGAGGUCGAUGAUAGUGUUCAGUCUGUCCAGUGGUGUUCACAACCUAGAACACUCAACCAACGCUUCUGUUCGUGCAUCUGACAGUUUUUCAACCUGAACACAUCCACACCACAUCAUGUGACUAUUUUUGAAGACAAUAUGAUGUCUGUAUAUACAUGUACAUAGUUGAAACAUACUGUAUCUGAACUUGAUACAGGUAAAUAAAGUUACUUUGAAGUUUU